AUGGCCGCACCUGAGGGGGACAUGGCUGCAGGCCCCGCCUCCUCCAGGCCCGCCCCACGCAGGCCCCGCCGCUUCCUCCCCCUCUUCUUCCUCUUCCUCGCCCGCUCCUCGCUCACCUGCCGAGCUCGCGGACGCUCCGCUGGGGCCGGAACCGGGACAGAACCGGGAAAGAACCGGGGCAGAACCGGGACAGAACCGGGCCCGGCGCUGCCGCCGCCGCCGCGCAAUGCCCGGGCCGCGCCGCCUGACGAGGCCACGCCCCCUCCGCCUCACGAGGCCGCGCCCCCUCCGCCUUCCCGCCUCAGCCUCCGCCAAUCAGAUCACGCCCCCUCAGGCCAGGCCACGCCCCCUCACCGGAACCGCGCGCGGUGCGUUCUGGGUGUGCUGAGUGCAGGUGAGCCCGAGGAGGGCCAGGUGCGCCUGGCCGGGGGCCCGCACAGGUGCGCGGGGCGCGUCGAGGUGUUCCACGCGGGCAGGUGGGGCACGGUGUGCGACGACGCCUGGGACCUGGCGGACGCGCAGGUGAGCUGCCGCCAGGUGCGCUGCGGCCCCGCCCUGUGGGCGCCAGGUGCGCCUCACCUGUCCCCCCUCUCACCUGUCCGCACCUGCCCGGCAGGUUCAGGCUUGGCUGACCUGACUCACCUGCGCCUGGCGGGGGGUCCGCACAGGUGUGCUGGCCGUGUGCAGGUGCUGCACGAGGGGCGCUGGGGGGGGGUGUGCGGCCUCACCUGGGCCCCGCCCGCCGCUCGCGUCACCUGCCGCUACCUGGGCUGCGGCCCCGCCCUCCGAGCCGGCCAGGUGAGCGUCGGGAGGGAGGAGCUCACCUGGGUGGAGUCGCUCAGGUGUAACGGCAGCGAGGGGAACCUGCUGGAGUGCCAGGUGAAGGUGUGGGGCGCCCCCUACUGCCCCCACGCCACCGUCACCUGUGAGCAGCCAGGUGAGGCCCUGGCCCCUGCAAAUGCAACCCUGGCACCCUCAGGUGAGUCCUUGGCACACCCAGGUGUGCCCCCCGGCGAGGCCCCGACACACUCAGGUGCGACGCUGGCACCUUCAGGUGAGCCCGAGGAGGGCCAGGUGCGCCUGGCCGGGGGCCCGCACAGGUGCGCGGGGCGCGUCGAGGUGUUCCACGCGGGCAGGUGGGGCACGGUGUGCGACGACGCCUGGGACCUGGCGGACGCGCAGGUGGUGUGCCGCCAGCUGGGCUGCGGGCCGGCUCUGGAGGCUCCGGGCCGGGCGCGGUUCGGGCGGGGCUCGGGACAGGUGUGGCUCAGUGACCUCACCUGUGUGGGCAGCGAGAGACACCUGGGGCAGUGCCCCGGGCCCACCUGGGGAAACAACACCUGCGGGCACGGAGAGGACGCGGGGGUCGUGUGUGCAGCUCCUCUCUCCAUUCCCUCACCUGUCCAUCCCUCACCUGUCCCCCCGGAGCCCUCGGAGCCGCUGCAGGUGCGCCUGGCGGACGGGCCGCACAGGUGCGCGGGCCGCGUGGAGGUGUCACACCUGGGCAGGUGGGGCACGGUGUGCGAUGACACCUGGGACCUGAGCGCCGCCCGCGUCACCUGCCGCCACCUGGGCUGCGGCCCCGCCCUGAGCGCACCUGGGCGCGCGCGCUUCGGGCCCGGCCGCGGCCCCGUGUGGCUGGACCAGGUGCGCUGCACAGGUGAGGAGCUCACCUUGGACAGGUGCGAACGGCCGGGCUGGGGAGAGCACGACUGCGACCACAGGGAGGACGCGGGGGUGGUGUGUGCAGGUGCCAACCCCCCCCAGGUGCGGCUGCAGGGCGGCCCCGGGCCCUGCUCGGGCCAGGUGCAGGUGCUGCUGAACCACACCUGGCUGCAGGUGUGCGGCCUCACCUGGGGGCUGCCCGAGGCUCAGGUGCUGUGCAGGCAGCUGGGCUGCGGUGUGAGGGAAGGCCCCAGGUGA
This is a messenger RNA of Sturnus vulgaris (Common starling), 1923 nucleotides long. Lineage: Eukaryota; Metazoa; Chordata; Aves; Passeriformes; Sturnidae. The record is from RefSeq and is a predicted model, not a curated record.